Molecule: messenger RNA, 1364 nt
Organism: Pelobates fuscus (common spadefoot toad)
Lineage: Eukaryota; Metazoa; Chordata; Amphibia; Anura; Pelobatidae
Gene: MED7
Product: mediator complex subunit 7
Exons: 2
Coding region: 93-770 (225 amino acids)
Biological process (GO): regulation of transcription by RNA polymerase II
Cellular component (GO): mediator complex
Molecular function (GO): transcription coregulator activity
Source: RefSeq, a predicted model, not a curated record
CGGAAAUGCGUCAUCAACCAGCGCUGGUUAACUCAUUGUGUAGUGUGAUAUCUUGAAUCCGGGCGUUUCCAGGUUUUUCUUUUAUUUUCAACAUGGGGGAACCCCAGCAAGUGAGCGCUUUACCUCUACCUCCCAUGCAGUAUAUUAAAGAAUACACAGAUGAGAACAUUCGUAAGGGUUUGGCCCCCAAGCCACCACUGCCUGCUAAGGAAAGCUACAUGAUGUUUGGCAACCAAUUUCUGUGUGAUGACCUUAUUAUCAGACCUUUGGAAAGUCAAAGCAUUGAACGUCUCCAUCCAUUACAGUUUGACCACAAGAAAGAGUUGAGGAAACUUAAUAUGUCUAUAUUGGUAAACUUUCUAGAUCUUCUGGAAAUUCUGAUACGUAGUCCUGGAAGUAUCAGACGAGAGGAGAAACUGGAGGACAUGAAGUUACUAUUUGUUCAUAUGCACCAUCUAAUUAAUGAAUACCGUCCACACCAGGCCCGUGAGACCCUGAGAGUAAUGAUGGAAGUGCAGAAACGUCAGAGGCUGGAGACUGCAGAAAGGUUUCAGAAGCAUCUGGAACGAGUUGUAGAGGUGAUCCAGAACUGUUUGGCCACAUUGCCUGAUGAUCUUCCGCUUCCAGAUGGAAUAGCUAAUGUAAAGACUGAACAAAUGGAGGUAGAGGAAGAGUGCAUGGAUCAGAGUGAAGGGACACAAGAGGCGACCACUGUUUCAAAAGCUGACAAAGAUGCAUCCAUGUGUGUUCUCAUCGACAAAAUGACUUAAAAUAUCAGCAACUUAUGCCUUGCAUUCGCAUAAUACUCAGAAGUGUACAGAAUAUUUUUUUUUCUUGUUUCUCUCUCUGAGUGAGCUAUUUUCCUAUGUAAUUAUUUGUUUUCUUUCAAGUGUAAAAAGGUCCUGCCACAAUAUGGAAACAUGACUGCUCUAUGUACCGGAUAUGAAUAUGCCAGAACUUUUUUGUAAAUAUUUUUUUUUCUUUUCCCACAGUAUGUAAUCUAUAUCUUUAGUCAAUUGACAGACUAGAUUUAUUUAGCUGUCUAACUUUUAACAGAUUGUGUCAUCAAAUUCUUAUAUGGUACACACACUACUUUAAAUAAAUGCAAAGACCAAAACAUGCCGUGUAUAAGCUUUCGCAAGGGUAAAGAUUUUCAGAACAAACCAUUUACAGAUAUUGCUCAUCCCCUGUCAGUCAGUUCAUAUCAGUAAUUGAGUGACCGUGUAGAGCAGGAGAAUCCUAAACUGUUAUCUUGCUAUCUGUAACAACAAUUACAGCUUAGGUGGUGGUGUUUUUUGUUGUUUUUGUUUUCUUUAUGGAAGACAAAACCAUAUGAACUGUUCAGCCUACCUUGUCUUAGCCAA